Anoplophora glabripennis (Asian longhorned beetle) is the source of this 2129-nucleotide messenger RNA. It is a transcript of the gene Cip4, whose product is annotated as formin-binding protein 1-like. The record is from RefSeq and is a predicted model, not a curated record. The transcript has 9 exons. Lineage: Eukaryota; Metazoa; Arthropoda; Insecta; Coleoptera; Cerambycidae. Bases 79 to 1662 code for a protein of 527 amino acids. Gene Ontology annotation, biological process: signal transduction. Gene Ontology annotation, molecular function: protein binding.
CUCGUUAAAAGUUAUCAACCUAAGAAGAAAGACGAAGAAGAUUACCAAUUUACAUCCUGCAAAGCAUUUAAGGCUCUUAUGAACGAGAUAAAUGACUUGGCAGGACAGCAUGAGGUUGUGGCGGAAGACCUCCAGGCAAAUGUGAUAAAAGAACUGACUGCUCUAGUAAAAGAUUUAAGGGAGGAACGAAAGAAACAACUUCAGGAAGGUCUUAGGUUGUCACAGACACUACAGGCACAGAUAGAAACUCUACAGAGGGCGAAAAAGACCUAUGAUAAAGCAUUUAAAGAGUCUGAGAAGGCCAUAGAGAGUUUCCAAAAGGCUGACGCUGAUUUCAAUCUGUCUAGGGCAGAGGUGGAGAAACAGAGAUCGAAUAUGUCCCACAAAACGCAGGCCUGCGAUGCGGCGAAGAACGAAUACGCACAGCAAUUGCAGAGGACGAAUGACUUGCAGAGGCAACAUUUUAGGUCAGGAUUGCCAGAGGUAUUCAGGCAGUUACAGGAACUGGACGAGAAGAGGAUCAAAAACAUAAAGAACUUCAUCCGUGCUUCGGUGGACAUUGAACGUAACGUGUUUCCUAUCAUCAAUAAAUGCCUAGACGGCAUCCUCAAAGCCGCCGAUAUAAUAAACGAGAAAGAAGACACCCUCCUAGUGAUAGAGAAAUACAAAUCAGGGUUCCAGCCGCCGGAAGAUUUUCCGUUCGAGGACUUAUCGAAGGGCGGUAGUGACUCUGGUAGUGCUAAUAAUAUUAAUAAUAUACAAGUGAGUGGGAAGUUAAAAGACGGUGGUUAUACAGUGAAAGGGACUAUUACGAGUAAAGCAAUGAAGAAGAGGACGGGGCUUUUCCACAUAUUCGGAAGCCGAGGGAAUGCUACAAUUUCUGACGGAAAGGAGGAUUUAAGCGAACUGCCACCUAAUCAAAGGCGGAAGAAACUGUUGAUAAAAGUAGAAGAAUUAAGGAACAAAGUAGCUCAAGAGGCCGCAGCCAGAGACGGCCUUAUGAAGAUGAAAGGUGUAUAUGAAGCAAAUCCCGCUUUAGGAGACCCCAGAACAAUAGAAAGUCAGUUGAACGAGUGCAGCCAUAGGUUAGAGAAGCUGCAGCAGGAACUAAUUCGGUACCAGGGUUACCUAGACGAUGCCAUAAAGGGGAUACAGUCGGGACAAACUAAUUCUCUGACGAAUUCCCCCAAGCUACUCAACGGUUCGAGGCAUCAUAGGAACUCCGGCGGAAGUGCUGCGGAGGAGGAGUCCCUCAGCAGGUCUGCCAGUGACAGUAGCGUCACGAAUCCCACCUUGAACCAUAAUAAACAGUCUGCUCCCGGCACUCCACAACUUAACCACGGCCCUGAAAGUGGUUUGGGCACUUCUCACACGUCACUACCAGGGGCGGAUUCGGACCCCGAUCAGUACGACGGACAUGUGGUCGAUCCAGAGAGCGAGUAUUACGAGGCUGACAUGCUGCCGUCCAUAGGAACCUGUAGGGCUUUAUACCCAUUCGAAGCAACUAGCGAGGGCAGUAUACCCAUGGCCCAAGACGAAGACCUCCACUUGAUAGAGUUGGACCAGGGCGACGGGUGGACAAGGGUGCGUCGAAUGCUAGGUGACAAUGAAGAGGGAUUCGUGCCAACAUCGUAUAUUGAGUGUACGUUAUUUAACACCUAAGCGACCGAAAGGGAACCUUGUCUUGUGUGAACCCUCAAAAUCGUGUCAACAUUUAGGUUUAACGAUAUAUUUUUGUAUAUUAUUUAUGCAAUAUUUAAAAGAAUAGGAAUUAUUUUUUGUUGUUAUCUUCAUUUAUAUUAUAUUUUUAUAUUACGCGAUAAUCAAAAUUACUCACUUUCGUCGAGGUACACGUCACCUUUUGAGCGAUAUUAAUUUGAUUACAGAACAAAUACACACAAGAACAAAUCCGUAUUUACAAAUUAUAGGAUCGCCCACGUGAAUGUAUUGCUUAAGCGAUAUGUUGUGUUAUAUAUAAAAGAACUCUUGCUUAGCACAAUUUUUUAUCAAGUUUUUAUCGUAAGGAAAUGCUGCUACUUGUUUAAAUCCAUGUUAUUGUAAAUUUAAAGCAGCGAUAAUUUCUCUAUUCUGUAUAUAAGCUCAUUAUACUAAUCAUUUAUAUUUAUAAU